ACCUGCAUCCUUCCCCUAUGUCCUAAAUUAAAGCUAUAUAAGAGUGCCACCAAGGGAUCUCCCAGAGGAGCCUCCAGGGACGCCUCAUUCAUCAGACAGCCUAACUGGAAAAGCUUAAAGAGACAUUAUCAACAUGCCCACCCCCACCAUGAUCAUAUCUGACACUCGGACAUCAGAAAAAGGAAAAAAAUCCAAAACUGGAAACAAACCCACAGAGAAGAUACCAUCAUAUGAGCCAAAUAUUCCUGAACCGACAUGCAGAGCUGAUCUCAUCAAACACUGGUUUAACCUUUCCCUGGAUGACAAAACAGCAAAUAAGAUGCUUUGGAUCACAGAGGGCGGGACAAAGGUGGCCCGAAUGACGGAUGAGGUCACUUGUCCUGUCUUGGAUAGACCAGAGCGAUACGAGUACGCACCACAGGUUCUCUGCAACGAAGGCAUCCUGGGCUUCAGAGGCUACUGGGAGGCCGAGUACACAGGAUGGGUGGUGAUUGGGGUGGCGUACGAGCGAGCAGGGAGGAGGAACAGCCAAGGAGCCUGCGGCCUGGGUGAAAACGAGGAGUCCUGGGGUCUGGGCUGGAGCGGCUCGAGCUAUUAUGCCUGGCAUAACAGCCAGAGUGUAGAGAUCCCAGAUGUUUCAAAGUCCUCCACAAUUGGUGUUUACCUUGACCAGCCUACUGGUGUCCUAAAUUUCUACGCUGUGGAGGAGGUGAAGGAGGGAGAGGAGAGCACAGGGGGGAAGGAGGUUAAACUUUUGCAGCAGAUUAAGAGCACCUUUAAGGAGAAGAUGAUACCAGGUUUCUGGGUGGGGACACAGUCACACUGUUUGAUUGUAAAGCAGGAGGAAUAAAUUCUGACUAUACUUAUAUUUUCAUAUUAUAAGGUGAAACUAUCUGUUUCUAUAUUAUUAAAGCUAUCAUUGAG
This is a messenger RNA of Labrus mixtus (cuckoo wrasse), 924 nucleotides long. Its product is annotated as stonustoxin subunit beta-like. The record is from RefSeq and is a predicted model, not a curated record. The transcript has 5 exons. Gene Ontology annotation, molecular function: protein binding. Lineage: Eukaryota; Metazoa; Chordata; Actinopteri; Labriformes; Labridae. The coding region runs from base 134 to 850 and encodes 238 amino acids.